AUGAAAUGCGCUGCCACCGUCUUCUGUUACAACAGCAACAGAAAAAAAGAUUUCACUUUUCCAGCUAAAAGAAAUUCUCAAUUUGCUCUCCCUGGAAAAAGUAGGCAAUGGCGGCUGCGGCAGCUCCAGCAGCGGUGAGCGGAGGAGGCAAGGUGACUUCUCAAGCUUAUUUGGAGAGUAUGGCUGUGAAGGACACGAGGGUAUUAAUCGCUGAUCUCUGCCGCCAGUUCUACAACCUUGGAUGGGUCUCUGGGACAGGUGGCAGCAUCACCAUCAAGGUCCACGAUGAUUCCAUCCCUAAGCCUCAACAGCUUAUCUUAAUGUCCCCUUCUGGUGUGCAGAAAGAAAGAAUGGAGCCAGAAGACAUGUACGUCUUAGCCGAAAAUGGGUCUAUAUUGUCUUCGCCAUCUCCAAAGCCUUACCCAAAUAAGCCUCCUAAAUGUUCUGAUUGUGCUCCUCUUUUCUUGAAGGCAUAUGAGAUGCGUAAUGCGGGAGCUGUUAUUCACAGUCAUGGUAUUGAAUCUUGCCUUGUAACAAUGCUCAAGCCAUUAUCAAAAGAAUUCCGAAUUACUCAUAUGGAGAUGAUAAAAGGAAUCAAGGGUCAUGGCUAUUAUGACGAACUUGUAGUCCCAAUAAUAGAGAAUACAGCCCAUGAAAAUGAGCUUACAGAUUCUCUUGCUAAAGCCAUAGAAGCCUACCCUAAAACAACAGCUGUUCUUGUUCGUAACCAUGGCAUCUAUGUAUGGGGAGAUUCAUGGAUCAAUGCCAAAACUCAGGCUGAAUGCUAUCACUAUCUAUUUGACGCUGCAAUCAAACUUCAUCAACUGGGGUUGGACUGGUCUACUCCGAACCAUGGUCCACUUCAGGAUGCCAGAGCAAUUCUAGGUAGUGGAAUAAACACAUCUGUCAAGGCAGGUUUGAAGGAUUCAAAUCAUGGAACUGAGCCAUUGCCACGCUGCAUUGUCCUCGACAUUGAAGGGACUACUACUCCCAUUUCAUUUGUCGCCGAUGUUCUCUUUCCAUAUGCCCGUGAUAAUGUAGGGAGGCAUUUGUCUGCAACUUAUGAGACCGCAGAAACUCAAGAGGAUAUAAAAUUGUUGCAUUCUCAAGUUGAAGAUGACCUGGCCCAAGGUGUUGAUGGGGCUGUGCCCAUUCCGCCAGAUGAUACAGGAAAAGAAGAGGUAAUUGCAGCUUUGGUUGCUAACGUUGAAGCAAUGAUAAAGGCAGAUCGCAAGAUCACUGCCUUAAAACAAUUACAAGGUCAUAUAUGGAGAACUGGAUUUGAGAAAAAUGAAUUGGAAGGAGUAGUUUUUGAGGAUGUACCAGAAGCAUUGGAGAAGUGGCAUUCGUUGGGCAUAAAGGUGUAUAUAUAUUCUAGUGGUAGCAGGUUGGCUCAAAGACUUGUAUUUGGGAAGACAAAGUAUGGAGAUUUGAGAAAAUAUUUGUCUGGAUUUUUUGAUACUGCUGUGGGGAACAAAAAAGAAACACGCAGCUAUGUUGAAAUUUCGGAAUCUUUAGGGGUUGAUACACCAUCUGAGAUUUUGUUUAUCACAGAUGUCUUGCAAGAAGCUGUAGCUGCAAAAGGAGCAGGUUUGGAGGUUGCAGUCUCUAUCCGGCAAGGAAAUGCUCCUCUUCCAGACAAUCAUGGAUUCAAGACAGUUAACAGUUUUGCAGAAAUCUGAAAUGAGAUUUGUACUUGUGUAAUGACAACUAAAUAUAAUGUAAGCAUAAAUAAAAUUUAAUUUCAGCCUUUACUUUUA
Manihot esculenta (cassava) is the source of this 1760-nucleotide messenger RNA. Its product is annotated as probable bifunctional methylthioribulose-1-phosphate dehydratase/enolase-phosphatase E1. Gene Ontology annotation, molecular function: acireductone synthase activity; methylthioribulose 1-phosphate dehydratase activity; magnesium ion binding. Bases 108 to 1682 code for a protein of 524 amino acids. The transcript is spliced from 12 exons. The record is from RefSeq and is a predicted model, not a curated record. Lineage: Eukaryota; Viridiplantae; Streptophyta; Magnoliopsida; Malpighiales; Euphorbiaceae. Gene Ontology annotation, cellular component: cytoplasm.